AUGUCGCGCCCCUCAGUAGCUAGGGAUUGCGUUGAUGUUGAUCUACUUCAUGAAUUCCCGAAGCGAAUUCUGUUGGGGAUGGAAGAAUACUUGUAUUUUCAGAAGGUAACGUAUGAGAAUCUACCAGAUUAUUGUAUGGAAUGUCGUAAGCUUGGACAUGCGACAAUCAAUUGUCGCCAUGGUAAUGUGAAGGCAGCGUCCGCGACUGCGACAAUAGAAGAACUGCGCGCGAAGGUGGUUAAUCAGUCGACAACUGGAAUGAAGCAAUCAGUGCCGAAAAAAGUAGGAAUAAGUCUUCAAACAAAGCCUCCACCCCCAGAGCCCGUAUGGAAGAUGAAAACUCUCCAAGAGAAAGCUACUGUGCAGAAUACAAAACAGCAAACAGAGGGCUCUUCAUCAGGCCUGACCACCAAAGAAAAGAAGGAUGUUCCUACGGAUAUUGGAAGUUUAAGCCCUUUAGUCCAACAAGAGAAGCGUCUCAUCUCUAAAGAACAGGAUCAGAUUGAUGAUAAAGAAGAAGAACAUGUACAUUCUAAAGGGAAUUUAACUAAGGAAGUGGAAAGCGAAUCGGAAACAGAAUUGGUCCUUGAUGACGCGCGUAAUGAGCUCCAUUCCAACUAUCUACUCAGGGAAGAUGAGACAAAAGAUGAUGGAGACAUUGGGAUGAAUGAAUCAGCAGUUGAGGAUAUGCGGCUUGUGGUGUUUGAUGGUGAAGAAAUAAAGAAAAAAAGAGGGAGGCCGCGGGGUUCAAAAACCGGAGUAAAAGUUCAGGGUACAGAGACUCGUCGAUCGACGAGAUUGCAAGGUGACUCUCCACAAAAAUUUCUCAAUGAGUAA
Molecule: messenger RNA, 837 nt
Organism: Oldenlandia corymbosa var. corymbosa
Lineage: Eukaryota; Viridiplantae; Streptophyta; Magnoliopsida; Gentianales; Rubiaceae
Source: the annotation of a GenBank genome assembly